UGUUUGACGUCAAAACUAGCAGAAAAAUUUCAUCUAGUUCUCAUGCGCACUCCAAUAGAGCAGAUCCAAGCGCUGCUAUUUUUUUGAAGAAGUUAGUAGUUACAAGCCGUUAGACUAACUACUAACUCUUCGAGUUAGUAUAACUACUAACUGACUAACUGUUUAAGUUAGUGGUUAGACUAACUACUAACCCUUCUAGUUAGGAGUUUGACUAACUGACUAACUAUUUCAGUUCAUAGUUUAAAUAACUACUAACUGUUUUCGUUAGUAGUUAGUACAAACUUAACGGAACUCCGACAGCCCUAUCUGCUAUAAUCAGUUACACUGGAUUUUGCACCUUGUUAAGCAUUAGAAACGUAUCGAUCUAAACUGGUCAUUAAGCACGAAAAAUGCCACUCUAAAAAUCACUCAAAAAGGCAAUAAAUGGGUGUUGAACUUGAAACAGCCAAUCGAGGUUGAUCAAAUCAUUCUCGUCACCGGUUAUUCAUCGCAGCUCGUACACUGGUGUCAGAUCAAGCAUUAUAGGAUGGGAUAUUGAAAGAUUGGGGUAAUGGCGUUAUCAAGGUGAUUGGUGGAUCAGCUGGUGGCCUGUACAGAUCCUACUUAUUGUUAAGACUAGAGUUAUACACUUAGCGCACUGCAAGAAUAUCUACGAUCUCACCAAUUACAAUUACGACCGAAGAAGAAGAAGGAGAAUGAAAGGACACAAUGGAAUUUCAGCAGCAACAGUAGUUUGUAAAUGAUAAUAGUUAACAGUUCGAAUAAUUUAUAAUGAAUAAUUUAAAUUUUAUUUAAAUUUAAAUUUAUAAUUAAUUUUGUUCGAAUAAUAGUUCGAAGAAUUUACACAGACACUUCAAGCUGCGGAACAAAUUGAACAACAACUAUUAGCAAAGACUCCUGUCUUUGGUGCAACAGUUGAUAGUGUUAGUCGAUGGCUCAAUUUUAAAGAAUUUAUGUUUUAUAAAUUAAGUUAUCCACGGAUGUGUUGGGUGUAUGAAGCAUCAAAACAUUUAUCAAGUGAUUUGAUUGAUUCAUAG
Molecule: messenger RNA, 1037 nt
Organism: Didymodactylos carnosus
Lineage: Eukaryota; Metazoa; Rotifera; Eurotatoria; Philodinida; Philodinidae
Source: the annotation of a GenBank genome assembly